GCUCGUUAAGAUUGUCUCAAAAACUGAAUAUUUGACCACGUUAAAACAUUACUACAUAAUUAAAAGACCAUUACCACAUAAGGAACAACGCAAUCAAAUACAAUUCGAUCGUGAUACAUAAACAAGAUAAAACAUCUGACCCCUUCCAGUCACAAAUAACAAUUGUCCAUCCAUUCCAACGGAUAUUUCGAAUUGUUAACACGUGAAAAGAUGGCCCAGAAAAUUCAAAACGUUCUUAAGAACGCGGACGCGGUUUGCUUCGACGUCGAUUCGACCGUGAUUCGAGAGGAGGGUAUCGAUGAGUUGGCGAAAUUCUGUAAAAAGGGCACCGAGGUCGCUAAUUUAACCGCCAAGGCUAUGACCGGCUCCAUGACAUUCCAAGAAGCGUUGAAACUGCGACUGGACAUCAUAAAACCAUCCCUCUCCCAAGUAAAAGAAUUCAUUAAAACCCAACCUCCAACGCUCACCCCCGGUGUUAAGAAAUUGGUGGAAAAUUUACACAGUCGCAGGAUUCCCAUUUACCUAAUAUCCGGCGGAUUCAAGUGCAUUAUCGCACCGAUUGCUGCAUCAUUGAACAUUCCAUACGAAAAUGUUUUUGCAAACCGGAUGAAAUUUUAUUACAACGGUGAUUAUGCCGGAUUCGAAGAGAACGAGCCGACUUCAAAAAGCGGCGGAAAGGCGGUGGUGAUUAAUUAUCUGAAGGAGACGUACAACUAUAAAAAUGUUAUUCUUAUUGGGGAUGGGGCCACCGAUCUUGAAGCGUCUCCACCAGCUGAUGGUUUCAUUGGAUAUGGCGGAAAUGUUAUACGUCCAACAGUAAAAGCUAAGGCCAAGUGGUUCGUUACAGAUUUCAAUGAAAUCAUCGACGUUCUCAACAGUUAGCUUUUAACUGUGAUUGUACUUAUAAAAGUUGUUAUUUAGGCUACUAUGUGUAAAAUAAAAUAUUUUUUAUUUGAA
Aethina tumida (small hive beetle) is the source of this 957-nucleotide messenger RNA. Its product is annotated as phosphoserine phosphatase. The coding region runs from base 211 to 882 and encodes 223 amino acids. Gene Ontology annotation, biological process: L-serine biosynthetic process; dephosphorylation. Gene Ontology annotation, cellular component: cytoplasm. Gene Ontology annotation, molecular function: magnesium ion binding; L-phosphoserine phosphatase activity. The record is from RefSeq and is a predicted model, not a curated record. The transcript has 5 exons. Lineage: Eukaryota; Metazoa; Arthropoda; Insecta; Coleoptera; Nitidulidae.